AUGGAACAGGUGUUCAGCGCAGCCAGCGAGUGGUAUCGUUCCCUACUCUUUCGCAAAGUCCAUGAGAACGGCGCACGUCAGGCUGUGCUUCAUCGACGUCCGGUGCUGGCAACCUUUUGUCUCUCAGAAUCAGGUUGGGAGGAGUUUGGAAAAUGGCUCAACACCAGGCAUCCGUACCAAACGGCGGCCAUGCUGUUCAUGACGGGUUGCAACCCUAGGUCACUCACUAUUCUCAACUCUUGGGGCAGGAAAUGGGACAACGACGGAAGCUUCAAUGUUGAGAGUUAUACAGCCUUGGAGCUAGACAAGUAUCCCAUGAAGUUUUACGAUGUGUAUCGGCUGGAGAGCAAGCUGACUUCUGCGGAGAAACAAGCCUAA
This is a messenger RNA of Trichoderma virens Gv29-8, 378 nucleotides long. RefSeq lists its product as uncharacterized. The coding region runs from base 1 to 378 and encodes 125 amino acids. The transcript is spliced from 2 exons. The record is from RefSeq and is a predicted model, not a curated record. NCBI's taxonomy places the organism in Eukaryota, Fungi, Ascomycota, Sordariomycetes, Hypocreales, Hypocreaceae.